This is a messenger RNA of Aspergillus clavatus NRRL 1, 867 nucleotides long. RefSeq lists its product as uncharacterized. NCBI's taxonomy places the organism in Eukaryota, Fungi, Ascomycota, Eurotiomycetes, Eurotiales, Aspergillaceae. Gene Ontology annotation, biological process: regulation of transcription by RNA polymerase II. Gene Ontology annotation, cellular component: NuA4 histone acetyltransferase complex; nucleus. The transcript has 4 exons. Bases 1 to 867 code for a protein of 288 amino acids. The record is from RefSeq and is a predicted model, not a curated record.
AUGCCGCCCAAGAAGAAACCCAAGCUGACCGAUCUCCAAGCUGAAAGCGCGCAGCUAUCCUCGAACACACCAGCCAGUGAAGUCGCAACCAAACCAGAAAAUGGGCACGACUUGGUUGCGGAUCCUUGGACUGAUGAACAGGAAACGGCACUGCUGAAGGGUAUCAUCAAAUGGAAACCAGUCGGGAUGCACAAACAUUUCCGCAUGAUCGCGAUCUCCGAGUUUAUGAAGAGCCAAGGCUACGCACCCUCGAAUUGCGAACACACACGGAUACCGGGAAUAUGGAUAAAGCUCGGAACUCUAUACAAUCUUCCUGCGCUGGACGAACGGGAAGAUUCGUUGAUCACAGAACCCUCCGAUGACCCCGAUGGAUCCAAGGACUUCUACUGCCCGUUUGAACUUCCCGGGGACGAGUACGCCGACCUGAUGUUCGAGAGACGAUUGGCGAUGGAGGGGUCCGCAUCGCCUAACCCGAGUGCUCAUGCGGAUUCUAGGAGGGGUAGUACGAUAGCUGAUACAGAUGAAACUCGUUCCUCUCCAGUACCAUCGCGCGGCCGCAAGGGUACUCGUGGUCGGCCAGCGACACGAGGCACACGGUCGAUGCGCCUUCAAGUCGAAGUCGAGUCGCGAAAAGGAUCAGGUACCGGCGAUGAAGACGCGAAUUCCGAAGAGGCCGGAGCGAACGACGACGGUGACGAGGAAGGCACAGAUGCCGCUCAGGAUGAGAGUGAGGCUGAGGACGAUGCAGAGGGGGACACGAGUGGCUCUCCAACGACAAGGAGCACGCGUGCGCAAACCACCAAAUCGAAGCAGAAAGAGCGAAGAGGCGGAGGGCUUGGAACCAGAAGAGGUGGUCGACGACGUUAG